AUGGGUCGUGUGAUCCGCAAUCAGAGGAAGGGUCGUGGAUCCAUUUUCACGGCUCACACCCGUCUCAACAAGGCUCCUGCCCAGUUCCGCACGCUCGACUUCGCUGAGCGCCAUGGAUAUGUCAGGGGUGUUGUGAAGGAGAUCAUCCACGACCCCGGCCGUGGUGCUCCUCUCGCUAAGGUCCAGUUCCGUCACCCUUACAAGUUCAAGAUGGUUACCGAGACCUUCAUCGCCAACGAGGGCAUGUACACUGGUCAAUUCAUUUACGCCGGAAAGAACGCUGCCCUGACCGUCGGCAACAUCCUCCCCCUCGCCUCCGUUCCUGAGGGUACCGUUGUUUCCAACGUCGAGGAGAAGUCUGGUGACCGUGGUGCUCUUGGUCGUACCUCCGGAAACUACGUUACCGUUAUCGGCCACAACCCUGAGGAGGGCAAGACCAGAAUCAAGCUCCCCAGUGGUGCCAAGAAGGUUGUGAAGAACACCGCUCGUGGUAUGGUUGGUAUCGUCGCUGGUGGUGGUCGUACCGACAAGCCUCUGCUCAAGGCUUCUCGUGCCAAGCACAAGUUCGCUGUCAAGCGCAACUCUUGGCCCAAGACUCGUGGUGUUGCCAUGAACCCCGUCGAUCACCCUCACGGUGGUGGUAACCACCAGCAUAUCGGUAAGGCCUCGACCAUCUCUCGCUACGCCGCCCACGGUCAAAAAGCCGGUCUUAUUGCUGCCCGGAGAACUGGUCUGCUCCGUGGUACCCAGAAGACCAAGGAUUAA
Aspergillus pseudoviridinutans is the source of this 765-nucleotide messenger RNA. Its product is annotated as 60S ribosomal protein uL2. NCBI's taxonomy places the organism in Eukaryota, Fungi, Ascomycota, Eurotiomycetes, Eurotiales, Aspergillaceae. Gene Ontology annotation, cellular component: cytosolic large ribosomal subunit; ribosome. Gene Ontology annotation, molecular function: structural constituent of ribosome; RNA binding. The transcript has 4 exons. Bases 1 to 765 code for a protein of 254 amino acids. Gene Ontology annotation, biological process: cytoplasmic translation. The record is from RefSeq and is a predicted model, not a curated record.